AUGUCGAGAAUGGAUAACAACUCUUGGUCUGACCCAGGAACUUCGAGCGUGAAUGGUCUCUUCUCGUUGAUCAAUCACUCAUGCGAGCCAAAUUCGCAGUGGAAGUCUGAGGGCUCUCACCUCACCCUAAGAGUCACAGCUUCUCGCGACAUCAUCAAAGGGGAGCAGAUCUUCAUCGAGUACGACCAAUUCAUGAGCACCUCUCCGUAA
Molecule: messenger RNA, 210 nt
Organism: Ramularia collo-cygni
Lineage: Eukaryota; Fungi; Ascomycota; Dothideomycetes; Mycosphaerellales; Mycosphaerellaceae
Exons: 2
Coding region: 1-210 (69 amino acids)
Molecular function (GO): protein binding
Source: RefSeq, a predicted model, not a curated record